Messenger RNA from Porites lobata, 12107 nucleotides. The record is from the annotation of a GenBank genome assembly. NCBI's taxonomy places the organism in Eukaryota, Metazoa, Cnidaria, Anthozoa, Scleractinia, Poritidae.
UUGAAAAGCUUGAGAUGCAAUGAAGUGUAGAAAUGCUAAUUCAGUUUUGCAGACAAAAGAGGGCUGCAACUAGAGAGAUUUUUACGAGAUCACCCUUGCUGAGCUGCCCGGUCAAGUUUUGCACUGGGGAAAAUGGUUUCCUUGACAAAACGAGGAAGGGAUACAGUUUACCAAGCAGAGUCUCCCAACAUGAUACACGAUCCCCAAAUAGGUAAGGUAUCGGUGUAUUUUUUUUAACUUAAAUUGCCUGUUUACUAGUUUAAUUAAUAUACUCGCUAAGCCUAUUUUUUUUUUAUCCCGGGGGGGGGAGGCGGGUACUGCCAUAUGUGAGCUAUAUAGUUAUGUGCCGCUGUGAAGGGUAUGGUUUUUCAACAGUUUACUCUAGGACAUAUAAAUCAGAACUGUCCCUAACCCCCUUAUUUUUUGUUAACUAAAUGGUAGUUAGCUAGUUCUAAUUGGCUGAAGACACUCAUCUAAAAACAGGAGGGUGGUAUAACAAUAAAAAUGGCUGAAAUUAACAAAUGCAAAAAUGUAAGCUUCUGGGUUAAUAUUCUUUUGUUUACCAGUAAAUUAAAAUUAGCCUGACUAGCCUCAUUCUUCUGUACAAAAUUCAAAAGAAUAUAUCUUAAUUUUUGACUGCUCUUUUUUAAAAACACAUAUUUAGUUGAAUUAUUGUUGAUUUAUUAAUUUACAGCUUUUCAUUUACUCAUCACUUUCGGAGAACAUACAGUCUGUCAACAAACCAUGGGAUGUCAAGAAAGGUACUUGUAUACAGAACUGCAAAUAGCAGACAGUCAUUGGACAGAAUCAGGAUAAAUUUUGUCCAACAAAAUACAGUACACGUAGUUAUUGUAAUUACACUACAUGACCCGAGAGAUCAGAUACCAAAGGCUACAUUAUAAUUUUUGAACCUGAAGAACUGCAUAGAGAUCAAUCCUGCAGUCAAAAAAAAAUGUUCAUACCAUAUUUAAACAUUACCUGGUAAGUUAUUACUAUUAAAGAGUGAUAUGAAAAUUCUGUUGUUUAUAGUGAGGCCUGUGUAUUUUCAAAGAUUGUCCUAUACCAACUGACGAAUGUUUUAGCUUGAUAAUUAUUAAAUAAAUGAAUUUUGUUAUGUUCUUGAUCACUAAGAGGGUUUUUUCUGUUUGAGUUCACAACUUCCUAUUUUUUUAUUGUUGUAGGAUACAAUUGACAUGUCACAGUUCCCAGUUUCAAAAAUAAAGAACUUUAGUAUCAUUGCUCACAUUGAUCAUGGAAAAAGCACCCUUGCUGACAGAUUACUUGAAAUGACAGGUACUGAUGUACAUGUAUUUUCCAAAAAUAUGUUAUUACCAUAAUGACUGUCUUAAUAAUGUGUUCAGUUAAUUAUGAUGCAUUGUUUAUAAAAGAGUUUUCAGAUUUUUUUAGACGUCAGGGCAGCAUUUUUUUUUAAUAAGAGAUGUUCACAGAAACACUGGCUUUGCCUGCAUGCCUGGGCAGUUUUAAAAUUUGUUUUUGUUUUAUAAUUAUUGUUUAUAUUCACAAAUGAUUUAUGAAUGAAUAGUUGUUUAUGUGGUAGUUAUAACUGGUAUAGUCACCAAAUAAAACAACAAACUCCGGGUCACUAAACUUAAAAGGCAGAUCAACCCCUGUAAUUGACACUAGCUGAAAAGAGGUUAGGGAUGUUGUUAACAGGGUCGAUUUGAUCCAGUCACUAAUUUGUCUAAAACACACCUAGUGACUGUAGAUAAUUAGGUAGUUGAAAAAAGAUAACUAGUAUACUUGCUGACAGUGUUAUUUAUAUCAUCUUUAUUGUAGGCACAAUAUCAAGAAACAGUGACAACAAACAAGUGCUGGACAAACUGCAAGUUGAGAGAGAAAGAGGAAUAACUGUCAAGGCACAGACUGCAUCAUUGUUCUACAACUAUAAAGGAGAAACCUAUUUAUUAAAUCUUAUUGAUACACCUGUAAGUGUUGAUCAAACUCAGUCAUCAUUGUAAUAAUUUAGAUGAAAAUAAUUUGCCCCUUGCAAAGAGAGACAGAGGAAUGAGGGGAAGGGAGGGAGGGAGCUGGUGAUUUUGCCUCUGUUUAAUAAAAUACAUGUUUACAAUGAUUAUGAAUGUAUAUUAAUCUGUGGAUGACUUAUUAAUUGAAGUAACAACAACAAUAUUCCUGUAAACCUCUUUCAAUAUUUAUAGACUUUACUUAACGGUUUGGUCUUACCCGAUUCUCUUUUCUACAUUAUUGGAAAUUUCAUUAAAUUGAGUCAGUUGGUUAAAAGUUUAUAAUAACUGCAUGAUAACGAAGUAUACAUUUUAAAUUGUAGGGCCAUGUGGACUUUAGUUAUGAAGUAUCAAGAUCACUUGCUGCUUGUCAGGGAGUUAUUCUUCUUGUUGACUCAUCACAGGUACAGGCUUGGAUUUACACUGUUGUUAUAGAUUAAAUACAAAGUUGAAUAUCCUUGAAUUUGUAUGAGAAUUUUCAGUUUAUUCAAAACCUGAAUUAAUGUUAACUCUGUGAGUUUAUUUUUCAACCCUCAAAAAAUAAGCAACAACAUUUACAUGAACAAGAACAUUGACUUCAUUUAAUUUUAGGGAACUCAAGAUUGUAGAUAUGCUGGAAGCAAGUAAUGUAUAAUAUAUUAAAAACUAUUUACGUGUGUACCAUGCAUCAGUAAACGUACCAACUAAAGAUCUUUAAAUUCAGUUUUAUGUUGAUUUAAAUUUCUUGUUGUAAGCACAUACAGGUCAAUCAGUAUCAUAUUAUUCUUCUUAUUAUUAUUAUUGUUAUUAUCAUUAUUAUUAUCAGUAAAUGUACAUUUUUUAUUUUCUUAGGGUGUUCAGGCACAAACAGUGUCAAACUUUUUCCUGGCAUUCGAUAAGGAUUUGCACAUAAUCCCAGUACUUAACAAGGUAUUGCUUUUGAUAUAUCUGCAAAAGUCUACACCUUCGUAGGUUAAGUUAGCAGCUAUUUAUUGCCUCCGAGCAAGGCUGUGCUCAAGCAGAGCCCGGUGGCCCAUGGCACCAAACUUUUGCUCUCCUGUGACUCGAAAAUCUUUACUUUUUCAUAGAAGUCAUAUAUGCUGGGCACACUGGAUUUCACAAGUUCAGAGCACUGGGGCUCACUUCAAUUUUUCUUAGAGUACAGCCUUGAUAAGAACAUGUUUUAUUUAUCAGGCUGAACUGGUUCUUAUAUAAUUAUAUGCAGGUCCUUUAUGGGCCAAAUUUCAGCCUGAUGUUCUUAAUCCAUUUUUUCUUAUAUGCGGGUGUAUGUAGCAGGUGUACUAUUACCAGUUUGUCCAAUUUUAUUUCAAGGUUAUAUUUUUUCCUUUUGAUUCCAAAUUAACCACCACUUUAGAAUGUAAAGUGAUCCCAGUCAUACAGUCAUUUGCUGGCUUUUUUUUUAGUUUAUUUAGAGUUAAUUACCUCUGAGCAGAAGUUGGAUGUCACUUCCAUAUUCACAUUUGGAUAUCAAUACAAUUUCAUUUAUUCAAUAAUUUAUUAAAUAAUAUUUGAUAUUCAUUUACAGAUAGACUUAAAGAGUGCAGAUCCUGAUAGUGUUUCAAAACAAAUGGAAAAAUUAUUUGAUAUCACACAGGAUGAAGUUUUAAAGGUGAGAACCUUUUCAUUGGAAGACGAAUGAAACAAUGUUGUGUUGUGUUUAAUUAAUAAAUAGAAAAUAUUUUCAAUGUUUUAAUCACCGAUUAUAUAUUGUUUUCUGCCUUCAUGUAAGGCCCCAUUUAUAUGGAGAAAACUUGUCCCGAGUAGAAGGUUCACUCUCUCAGUCAAGUCACCUUUAGCAAGUGUUUAUAUGAGAACAAAGUUGGCCCCUUUGCUGGAGCCAAAAGGCUUGCACAUUGCUCCAAUUGUCUUGCUUUGACCAUGCUGACCCUGAUUGGUGAGCCAAAGUGAAACGUUGGUAUAGUUAAGGAGGGUGACUCUAGCAUCACAAAAGAGUGACCUGAGCCAUUUUUUGUUUCUCAUGUGAACAGUUUGCCACAUUUUGAAAGGAAAGCUUGAUAGCUUGGGCAGGCGGGUGACCCUUCUACAUGGGCAACUUUUCUCCACAAAAAGAGUGCCUAAUAGGCUUGGUAACCAUUUCUUUUCGUUGUUUUAAAAUUGAUAUUGUUUAGUAUUGCAAUCCGAUUGGCCUGGUUUUAUAAUGAAAUGGUAGAGGAGUCUUAUAUAUGAAUUGUAAGCAAGACAUUUGUCAUAUCAGCAAACAAAUUGUCAAGUCCAUUGAUAUCAGGCAGAAUGAUCAUGUGUUAUUUUUCACUAGUAAGAGUGCUCACCAAGUUUGACUGAUUUGUUAAUAAAUCAAUUUUUUUGUAGUUCAGCUUUUACAUAUAAUCAUAAUUAAUAAAUUUCACUGUUUUUCCCUUGAAUUGUGGUUAUGAAUCUGAAUCUGACUUGACCCCAGUUUUCUCUGUUGAACCUCUCAUGGUGGUGUGCAGGGUUUGAUGGGAAGACAUACAGAAGUAAGGAGAGAGAGUCUUCUUUUUCCUCCUUUCCAUAACCCCUAGGCUCUGCUCCCACAGGACUAUAAGUCAGAAUCAGAAUCAAAGGAGAAAUAUCAAACUGGUUAAAUUUGAAAUUUCUUCUGAUUCAUAGCAAAAAUUGAGCUAAACCUUACCAAAGGAAAGGGAAAAAAUACCGUACAGUUCUAAAUCUAUUUAUUAAUAAUUAGAGUGCUAAUACAUGUGCGUUCAUUUUGUAUAAUUUUCUUGAUUUGUUUGACAUUCUGACAUGGGAAUUUAUGGCCAAUCACUGCAGAUCUCAGCAAAAACAGGCACUGGAAUAGCAAGCAUCCUUGAGACUGUUGUUGAAGAUCUUCCUUGGUAAGUUAACAUGAUUGUUGUACAGUUCAAUUAGACUCAUGUCAGCAGUCUCUGUGCAUUUUUCUUAAACGUUGGUGGAGUGGUGUUGGUUACACAAAAGCAGCAAGUUUCAAGCAGCAAAUUCACUCAAGAUAGGCUGAGGAAAACGUGGGCUGUUUGUUGCCUAUUAUCGUUUGUAAAAACAAUAUAAGUUACAUAGUUCUUUUGCAUCUUUAAAUAUUUAACAGAAAAAAUUGUACAUUUUUUACAGCUUGUUUCAGUCCACUUCCUCCCUCCCUAUAACCAAAAACACUUUUUAAUUUAUAGUUUUCAUGCCAUACUGUUAAGGCAACUUUUAGUGAGAUCACGGGUCGCUGUCUGACCAAUAAGCCCCAAUAUCAAAAUACAAAUUCUCCAAACUGAUCUCCAUAAAAGAUAAAGUCUAAUCAGGUUAUUGAUUCUCUUAAUGCUUUAUAUUGUGUAUUGACUGAAUUGUUCUAAGAAAACUGAUGUUGGUCACUUUUUGGACUUAAAAGGUAAAGAACGUUCUUCUGAUACAAACACUUCUGUUAACUUUUCAAGAAAGACUGCCCCUUUAUUGUUGUUCUCCAUUUUAAUCUUAUUGGUUGUCAACUGAUAAUUGUGCGAAUUUUUAGCCCUCAGGGUGAUUCAACCGCGCCAUUAAAAGCUCUUCUUUUUGACUCAUGGUAUGAUCAGUAUCGAGGAGUAAUCUGUCUUGUUGCAAUUCUGGAUGGAUCACUUAAAAAAGGUGGAGAUCAGUUUGAUUUGAGACACAUUCAUCUGCGCAAUGCCAAUCAUCAACCUCAGUCUAAUGACACUUAUCUGUACAACUUGUCUUAUCUAUCAUCAUAAUAACCAUUGCAUUUACAGUGAAACCUGUAUUAAGCGGACACUCUCGGGGAAUGCUGUGGUGUCCGCUUAAUACAGGGUGUCCGCCUAAUACAGGUUUCGAUAUAUAACGUCAAAUGCCAUUCAAAUGAACAGUGGAAGCGUUUAUAAUACUCCCAGAGACUAUGACGAUAGACGUUUGCAUUAAUUUCUUUAUCAAAGUGAACCAAUUGAUCCUAGUACCAUAAACAUGAAUUGGAACUCAAAUUUGAAGAAAUCAGAUGAGUGAAACAAGCUCUAUACAAACAAAACGAAAUUGAAAACAAUCCUGUACUGUGGAACUAAUCAAAUAAGUUCGUUAAGUCACGUUUUUUAAUGUAAAAAUCGAAAAAUUUGUGGGUGACAAUUCGAGGCAAUCUUUAGCAUUUCCGGUGUCUGGCGUGUUGGGUGGUGGAAUUUAAUCACAAGUGUCCGUUUAAUACAGGUUGGCAACAAUAGAAAUAACCAUUUCAGGUACUUUUUAGGUGUCCGCGUCCGCUUAAUAGAGGUGUCCGCUUAAUAAAGGUUUCAUUUAAAGUAAAUAAGGGAAAUAAAUUUGGGGACUUCGGCUACUGUCCGCUUAAUAGAGGGUGUCCGCUUAAUACGGUGUCCGCUUAAUACAGGUUUCACUGUACUAACAUAUGUUUUUUGUUUUUGUUUGUUUGUUUUAUUGAUUUUUCACUUUUUUUGUUUUUAUAUCCUGAAUUGCUUUAUUACUAGUAACCUUUAUUCUUGUGAUGAUUUCAGGAGAUGACAUUAUGUCUGCUUACACUAAGCAGAGUUAUGAAGUUAUGGACGUCGGAAUAAUGUAUCCGGGAGAAGUCUCUACUGGUGCACUGUAAGAUUUAUAAAACAGCAGAUCACAUAUUUGGAUAGACUAUUCAAAAUAUAUUCACACUGGUAAUAUGCCAUUUUUGCUCAACAGUUUUGCUGGCCAAGUUGGCUUUGUAGCUUGUGGGAUAAGGAAUAGUAAAGACGCACAGAUUGGUGACACGUUUUUCCAUCCGCAAGCUCCCGUGCCUCCCCUGGGGGGGUUUAAACCAACGAGGCCCAUGGUAAGAUUGGCCUUUUUCCAGGUGUUCAUAUAGUAAAGUGCGAGAUCAAAAAUGGAGAGGAGCCGCGUACGCUAUAUAAAUAAAUAAAGUAAAUAAAUAAUUAAAAGUAAGUAUUCUAAAUAAUGAUUUAGAGGUGGUACAUCCACUAAGUGGUUCUUCCUCUAACUGAUGAUUCCUGGAUGAAUUGGAAUUUGGAAAUGUUAGUUUUUGAGGAGAGGACAAGACCGGAGUACCCGGAGCGGAAUACCCGGAGAAAAACCUUUCGCAGUAAAGGAGAGAACAAACAACGAAUGUAACUCACAUAUUGCUUCCUCGCCGGGAUUUUAACAUGGGUGAUACUGGUGGGAGUUGAGUGCUCUCACCACUGCACCACCCUUACUCACGUAACGCGUUUCCAUCUGAAUGCGGCCUGUAAGAGGCGGCUAUGGUAAGAUGAACAGUCAAAUAAAACAUACAAGAAAAAGAAAUCAACAAACAGAUGGAAUAAUAGAAAACAAUAACAUUCAGGUUAGCUGCAAGGACAGACUCAAAUACGAACAUUAAUUUCAAAAACUAAUAGUGAAUGUUACAAAUUUUAGUACUGUGUGUUAUAGGCGAUUUUAAUUAUUGUUUCAAGACGAGGAUUUUCUCAUCAGUUCUAUUUUCCUCUUUCUGUGGUGCUUGACUUCUUUUCAACAUUUCCUCCUAACUGUUUGAUCUGUUGCCCGGCCACUCAUAAUAACAGAAUGUCGGAGAUAGUUUUACAGCUCUGUCAAAGAAUUGUUUUGAUAUCUUUGUGUUUUAUUCACCGAUAGGUAUUUGCUGGCGUUUACCCCGUGGAUCAAUCAGAGCAUAUGUACUUAAGAUCUGCUAUCGAGAAGCUCACUCUUAAUGAUGCUAGUGUUUCUGUUCACCCUGAUUGCUGGUAUGGAGUUUAAUUAUUAUAGAUAUCCAGUAGCAUAGUUUAUUACGAAUAACAAACAUUGCCUCUGUCAGAAUUUGUUAAAAGAUCUUCAGGAUCACAAAAAUCACAUUCCAUUUUGCGAUAUAGUUAUUACACGGAGUAUUUAAAUAUUUUAUGCAAGACAAGAAGGUACAAUGUCCUUUCCCCGGUCAAGAGCGGUGAAGACCCCGGUAGAAUGGUCAAUCUUUCAUGGGUGGGGGGGGAGUAUCACGGGCCCACAGUAACUGGUUUCACGCUGUUGCGAUUACCCUGCCAAGAACUGUGAAAUCUAGUAAAUGGGGUUGCGCACGCGCGCCUCACAUGUCUCCCGCCCUAGGUCACACGCGUGGCCAUUAUCUUCUACCACGCGUUUCACUCCGCUAACUGAAAGAAAGUGGGUACUGCACAGUCCUCAGCUAAGGUAAGCUCAUCGGAACAAAAUGUUUUAAUUAUUUUAGCCUUGCACUAGGACAGGGAUGGCGGCUUGGUUUUCUUGGCUUGCUGCAUAUGGACGUCUUCAAACAAAGACUUGAGCAGGUAUGUUCUAUUUCUACUUGUAAUUUAAACUCUAUUGUACUAGAGAACAUAUUUCUCUUUGUAAAAUGAAUCCUUUAGUAUCACAUGUGCGCUUUCUUUGCUUUCAGGAGUACGAUGCAUCUGUUAUUGUUACAUCUCCAAACGUUCCUUACAAAGGUACUUGUAGCUAUAAAGAUAGACUUCGAAAAUUUGCUUACUUGGAGCCGCGGGAGUCUUUUUUUAACUUUGCGUUUCUCUUUUGACAGCAAUUUUAGCAGGCAACGAGGAAAGAGAAGUAGAGGUUCUAAACCCAUUAGAGGUAAAUUGCUUUUUAGCUGCUUACUUUGUGUAUUUUUUUUUUCUGGUUUCGAAAGUCGCAUUUUGGAACUCAAAUAGAUUUGAUGAAAUAAUAAACCAAAAAAGACUGCUGUUGACAAAAAUUAGUGGACUAAGUACAACUUAAAACUUGCAUUUACAGCUCCCUGAUCACUCGAAAGUGAAACUGUACAAGGAGCCAUAUGUACUGGGCACAAUAGUGUUCCCUGAGGAAUGUAUGGGAAAAAUGCUUACGCUUUGUGAGGUUAGUAUAGAUGAACAGGCAGUCACGCAAGCUUGCGCGAAAUUAGUUCUAUAUCCUGCAAGAAGGCGUCGACUCAACACGAGGAAGAUGACUUGCACACACGCUCAAAAAGUGAAGACUUCGCGAAUGAGGAGUCUGUUUAUACACUGUAUGUAUUAACCGCGCAUGUGCCGUUUUAGGGUCCACUGAGCUUGGCAACAAGCAACACAUGCUGACUGCGACAGUAAUGUGGGCCACAUCCCUUCCCCGUCCGAAAGUCAUCGCCGUCCUUCUCUUCAAUCCUUGUACUUAAUAUCCUUGUCCAUUUCUUGAGCAUCUCCGCUUUUUGUGAUAAUCAAAGUGCGCAUCAAGGCCCUAGAUUUUUUCCCUUUAUUUUUUUCCUGCCAUAUACAAGUCAUCUUUUUGGUUAAGAACGGCAUUGAUGUUGCUUCCCCUUUCUUUCUUGUCACUUGUUUGUUUCAGAGUAGGCGUGGUGAGCAGCAAGAGGUGCUGUACAUAGACGAGUCUCGUGUUAUGCUGAAAUACCUGUUACCGCUGAGCGAAAUUAUCGUUGACUUUUACGACGAACUCAAAUCUCAGUCCUCUGGAUAUGCAAGGUUUGUUUUUUAAAACUAAGUUCAACCUCCAGUGUGCAAAACAUGGGAUAUGUAUGCACACUUGGAGGACUUAAAGCAGUCAUGAGAAGAAGCGUUUUGAACAUAAAGAGGCAGAUGGUUCCACCCUGGGACAGGGCGAGGAAAGAUUGAUGCUGUGUAACAGCUUUUAAAUGCUAGGGUAUUUCUGAAGUAGUGUUGACUUUGAGAUUGGUCUAGUAACACGCCAGAUCCUGAACAGGAUCUGACACCUUUCAACGUCCACGCGACCGUGUUUCAAAAAUCUUUUUACAUCAGGGAUUGGUGGCUGACAGCCCUGCGGCGCUCUUCGAGGCUUUACUGCCAACCGUGAUCCCACAUAUUUUUCAGUAGUUGAAAUAUUCUAAAGUCUGCAUCUACAAAUCAAUAUAUAUCUUCACAACCGGAGAUUCUCAGGUUGCCAUUUUCGUUUCAGCUUUGACUAUGAAGAUGAAGGCUACAGAGAAACUAAUAUAGUGAGGGUAGGUUUUGCUGCCAAAUAUUAAAUAGUGAUCUGCUCACGGAGGAAAGCCGCGUCUUUUCUGAAGUGUUCUACUUAUGAAAGCUAUCUAUAGACUGCUGAUGAAAAGCAGCGAAAUUCUUUAUAUCAUUAUAAUUGAUUUUAUUGUAUCUAUUUUAACAGAUGGAUAUUCUGAUAAACGGAAAUGCAGUUGACGCGUUAAGCUGUAUAGUACAUGUAGACAAAGCCGUGCAAUCAGGACGGACGCUGUGCGCCAAACUUAAAGACGUCAUUCCAAGGUAUAGCACGGCAGCUCACAAGUGUGUUGUUGUGAUUUUCCAUUUUAAUUCCAAUCGAGAGCAACGCGGAUUUUCUAACCAAGCAGCAACCACAAUAUUUUAGUUUUUGUGAUGGAUCCCACCUUUUAUUACCCUGCGUACGGCCUGUUCAAACCGUUAAACAAAGUAAAAAAGAGAAGCGAGGUGUGACUUUUUAUGCAUUGUUAACACGUGCAAACAAGAAGAAGAAAUGUAUCAGAAGUGGAUUUCUUGGGUUACCCUCCCUCAGCCCUAUACACUGUGCAGUCGAAUUUAUAAAAGCACCUCCCUGCUAUCGUCUGAUACAAAGAGUUGAGAAAGAGAGACACUAACGCUUCGUCCAGCGCUUUUCAAUGUUCUUUGUUAUUUUGAUUUUUUUGUCCACUUUAGGCAGCUAUUUGAAGUGGUUAUCCAAGCUUCUAUCAGAGGAAAGAUUACAGCAAGAGAAACGUAAGAAUUGUACAUUUGAAUACGUAGCGUCUUCUUUAACGUCAUUGGCACAACACAUUGUGCGUCAUGUCGCGCCUUUUUCCAGAGCUGCAAGUUAUAGUCGGUCAGCGAACAAUGUAUGGCCUAGCCUGCAAUGUAUGCCUUAUUUAAGGGCAAACGAAAGCUCCUUGUUUAUGUUCACAACACUGUAGCCGCUCUCUUCAAUUUUAUGACAGGAAGGUUGGAGGUAGCCUGCGUUGCAGCUGGUAUCAGGGAUUAAGACUGUCGUCUACGACGGACGCAGGCUAGAUUGAGCCGGAGAGAAGAGUGACGGGUUCAACAUGGCGAUUACGCGAGAAAAAAAAACUCGCACACCUAUAAAAAAAAAAAACGCCUUCAGUGUAGGCUAACAAUAUCCAACUAAAAUUUUCUCCCGAUCGAAGAAAUCCUACAUGCAGUCGGACAUGACCGAGCAAAUCAAAUACUAAAGACUACAGCCAGGCUGAGUAGAUCGGUUGCAGCUUUCUUGUUCGCUUUGAUCUUUUUCCUCCUUCUGUUUCUUAACAGUUUGUAAUCUUCUCUUUCUAGGAUUAAAGCACUCAGAAAAGACGUCACUGCAAAAUGCGUAAGUUUUACCAUUUGUACCAUUUUAUACUCUACAACAGACACUUAUUUUUUGACUUGAUAAUGACAUUAGUUGAACGUCGAAACGUCGUCGUUUUUAACUUUUUUUUUUAAUAUGAGAAACAUUUUAGCGCAGUAUUUUUUAUCCAAAUGUUUAUCGCAAUCGCUUCUUAUUUACGUCUUGUAGUUUUUAAUUUUUUUUUUUAGUGUGUGUUUUAUGAAUUUGUGUUUGCGUAUGUGUGUCACUCACACGAUUUUCGUUUUUGUUUGUUCGUUUCCUGACAAGUCUUUCCUGACAAGAUGCUUCAUAUAAGGGAAACGCCUAUUGUUGUUACAUUUUUCUAGAUACUUAUUCAAACUGUAGUCAACGGUCACCCUCUAAUUAAGCGGUAAAUUACUAACCGUUCCAACAAGUUAAUGAUUUUUUUAACUUCUAUCGAACUGUCAACCUGUAUAAGUGAUCGAUCAGCUUGUGUGAAGGAAGACCUCUUAUACGCAAGUUUGACUGUAUUACGCACGCGCCGACUGCACAUCUCAAUCUUAAAUCCCCAAAUCACGACUCAGUGGGACGCGUCACCUGUACUUGAGGGAGGGAGGGAGGGGACAUUACAUUCUCACGAUUGGUUAUUAUUAUAGUUAUUUAAAUUGAUUAUUUAUUAUUUGCAGUAUGGCGGUGACAUAACGAGGAAAAUGAAGCUUUUACAAAAGCAGAAAGAAGGAAAGAAACGAAUGAAGAGAAUAGGAAGAGUGGAUGUUCCUCAUGAGGCCUUUUUAGCUGUUUUGAAAAGAUGACAACAGUUCAUCAAAAUAAAGCUCUCUAAUACAGAAAAAAGAAGUGAUGACGCUACAAAAAUCUAAAUUCAUGUAGCCUGGGACCAGGCUCCGUAGUGGGAGAAAAAGGUGAAAAAGA